This is a messenger RNA of Arabidopsis thaliana (thale cress), 3333 nucleotides long. RefSeq names its product S-locus lectin protein kinase family protein. Gene Ontology annotation, molecular function: protein serine/threonine kinase activity; protein kinase activity; ATP binding. NCBI's taxonomy places the organism in Eukaryota, Viridiplantae, Streptophyta, Magnoliopsida, Brassicales, Brassicaceae. Gene Ontology annotation, biological process: recognition of pollen. The coding region runs from base 919 to 3333 and encodes 804 amino acids. Gene Ontology annotation, cellular component: plasma membrane. The transcript has 7 exons. The record is from RefSeq and is marked reviewed.
ACUUAAUGGUCUCGGAACAGUUAUGUUCUACCUGAGACACACCAACGUUCACUAUUAAAGUGGCGAUUUUUUUCAAGAUAUAGUUAAGUCCAAAUGGUGGGAAUUGAAUUAAUUGGCCAUACUAUCUGUCUCGAUCGUGAUUUUAGGCCCGGCGACAUUAGCAAGUCUUUAACAUGUGUCUCUUCGAACGUUUAGAUUACGCACUGUAUGUGUUCGAUGAAAUGCCUGACCGAAAUGUGAGAGUUCAAAGCUACGCUCUUUUUAUCUGGAGAUAAAAGGAGUCUCAGGAAUCGCUUGUAGAUCCUAUAAAAUAGAAAGUGAACUGCUCAAGCCUAAGCUCUCCAGUUGUUUCUUUUUUUAAUUGGUCUUUGGUCUAUAUUUGAGUUCUUGCAUCUCGGUAAGUCGGUAUAUUGGCUUACACACGAGAUGACGAAUCACAGUUCCAUCUUUUUUAUUGAUUCAGAGUGUAGACGUCUACCUCUCACUGAGUCUGGUCAAUUUUGCGUGGUUUGAUUGGGUAAAAGUUUGGAGUUCUUGGUUCAGACAAUGAAAGGUAAGAGCUACAAAUUUUCAUCUUUUGAUUGGUUCAAACUGUUGAUGACUAUCUAUUAUUGGUUGUAUCAAAGACAUGAAAGUGACACAAUGUUUCUAUAUGAGGCCAACCGUUGCAUGGUUUAUUUGGAAGAAAGUUGGAAUUUUUAAGAUUCAAUUCUUUGGGUUCAACUUGUAAUAAAGUUGUUUUAUAAACAAGGUUUAAGUUGAUUGUGAAUAAAGUAAUGCAGAAUCUUGGAAGAUGGGUGCUGUGGUCAACACUGUUUAGAGAAUUAUUGUUUAUUAAGUACUUGAGUUUGUUUUCGUGGAUUACUUUCUCUUGCACUAAUCUGAAGAAGAUUGUUCUUGGAGACACAAGGAGCACACAUGAUGACGAGGUUUGCUUGUUUGCACCUCUUUACCAUGUUCUUGUUUACCUUGCUCUCAGGUUCAAGUUCUGCAGUUAUAACGACAGAAAGUCCUUUGUCAAUGGGACAAACUCUCAGCUCCGCUAAUGAGGUUUAUGAAUUGGGGUUCUUCAGUCCUAAUAACACCCAAGAUCAGUAUGUUGGAAUCUGGUUCAAGGAUACCAUUCCCCGGGUUGUUGUGUGGGUGGCCAAUAGAGAGAAGCCUGUUACAGACUCUACGGCAUAUCUAGCUAUAAGCAGCAGUGGAAGUCUUCUGUUACUUAAUGGCAAACAUGGCACUGUGUGGUCUAGUGGAGUAACUUUUUCCUCUAGCGGGUGUCGUGCAGAGCUUUCAGAUAGCGGAAAUCUUAAGGUCAUAGAUAAUGUUUCGGAAAGAGCUCUGUGGCAAAGCUUUGAUCAUCUUGGGGAUACACUGCUACAUACCUCAUCCCUGACGUAUAACCUCGCCACCGCUGAGAAGCGGGUGUUGACUUCUUGGAAAAGUUACACCGAUCCAUCACCUGGCGACUUUUUGGGCCAGAUUACACCUCAAGUGCCAUCACAGGGGUUCGUUAUGAGAGGGUCAACGCCUUACUGGAGAAGCGGUCCAUGGGCUAAAACAAGGUUCACUGGGAUACCGUUUAUGGAUGAAUCAUACACAGGUCCAUUCACCCUUCACCAGGAUGUAAACGGGUCAGGAUACUUGACUUAUUUUCAAAGAGACUACAAACUUUCACGUAUAACUUUAACAUCAGAGGGAUCAAUAAAGAUGUUUCGGGAUAAUGGAAUGGGCUGGGAAUUGUACUAUGAGGCUCCAAAAAAAUUAUGCGAUUUUUAUGGUGCGUGUGGACCAUUUGGGUUGUGUGUUAUGUCACCUUCUCCCAUGUGUAAAUGCUUCAGAGGUUUUGUACCAAAAUCUGUUGAGGAGUGGAAAAGGGGAAACUGGACUGGUGGUUGUGUGAGGCAUACCGAACUAGAUUGUCUAGGAAACUCUACUGGCGAAGAUGCAGAUGACUUCCAUCAAAUUGCCAACAUAAAGCCUCCAGACUUUUAUGAAUUUGCAAGUUCUGUGAAUGCUGAAGAAUGCCACCAACGUUGCGUCCACAAUUGUUCUUGCUUGGCAUUUGCUUAUAUUAAGGGAAUAGGGUGCCUAGUGUGGAACCAGGACCUAAUGGAUGCCGUACAAUUUUCUGCAACAGGAGAACUUCUUUCCAUUCGUCUUGCACGAUCUGAGCUAGAUGGAAAUAAGCGCAAGAAGACUAUUGUUGCUAGUAUAGUGAGCCUGACUCUAUUCAUGAUCUUGGGCUUCACUGCGUUUGGUGUCUGGAGAUGCAGAGUGGAACAUAUCGCUCAUAUAUCAAAGGAUGCAUGGAAGAAUGAUCUGAAACCACAAGAUGUCCCAGGUUUAGAUUUCUUUGAUAUGCAUACCAUUCAAAACGCCACCAAUAAUUUUAGUCUAUCAAACAAACUCGGACAAGGUGGAUUUGGUUCAGUUUACAAGGGAAAGCUGCAAGAUGGGAAAGAAAUUGCUGUUAAACGGCUUUCUAGCAGCUCUGGACAGGGAAAAGAGGAGUUUAUGAAUGAAAUAGUACUCAUCUCAAAACUCCAACACAGAAACUUAGUCAGGGUUUUGGGAUGUUGCAUCGAAGAAGAAGAGAAGCUAUUGAUUUAUGAGUUUAUGGUGAACAAAAGCCUUGAUACCUUUCUCUUUGAUUCAAGAAAAAGGCUGGAGAUUGAUUGGCCAAAAAGAUUUGAUAUCAUUCAAGGUAUUGCACGUGGACUUCUCUAUCUCCACCAUGACUCACGCCUCAGAGUUAUUCACCGAGACCUGAAGGUCAGCAACAUCCUUCUGGAUGAGAAAAUGAACCCAAAAAUAUCAGAUUUUGGAUUGGCUCGGAUGUAUCAGGGGACCGAAUAUCAGGAUAACACUCGCAGGGUUGUAGGAACUCUAGGAUAUAUGUCUCCAGAGUAUGCAUGGACUGGGAUGUUCUCUGAGAAAUCUGACAUCUACAGCUUCGGAGUUCUAAUGUUAGAAAUCAUCAGUGGAGAGAAGAUCUCAAGAUUCAGCUAUGGCGUAGAAGGAAAAACCCUUAUUGCAUAUGCGUGGGAAUCUUGGUCUGAAUACAGAGGAAUUGAUCUUUUGGACCAAGAUCUUGCUGAUUCAUGUCACCCAUUAGAAGUUGGGAGAUGUAUUCAAAUCGGCUUGCUCUGUGUACAACACCAACCUGCAGACAGACCCAACACACUUGAGUUGCUGGCUAUGCUCACCACAACAUCAGAUCUUCCAUCACCAAAACAACCCACAUUUGCAUUUCACACGAGAGAUGACGAAUCACUGUCUAACGAUUUGAUCACCGUCAAUGGGAUGACGCAAUCUGUGAUCCUUGGGCGUUAA